CAUAAGUAAUAACCCGGUCCCUGCGCCCGCUCGUCCGGGGCAAAAAAAAAGCAAUCAGUCCAUCUCAGUCUCCGCAACUUGCACCAACACCGACCAGCGUGCAGAAUCGCCUCUCACCCGUCCCUCUUUUGCGCUGCCUGUUCUGCCUCGUGUCGCGUGCCUGGCUGCACUGUGCCCUGCUGUCUGGCGCCCUGCUGCCUUGCCCGACCCCCGAUGACCAUGGACGACGACAUGUACGGGACCGAAAAGAGCUUUGGGAGAGCCUCGCAGGGAUCCGACUACUAUGGCGAGUCCUCUCGCUACAAUGAAGGCCUCGGCCGCCGCAUGCUCGACAGCUUCAAGCGGGAUCCCAACUUCGCCAUGACCAUGACGCCAAAGACGACCGUCGGUGCUGAUAGCAACAUGUUUGAUCCAGAGGCUGCUGCAACUAAUACUGCAAACUCGCCGCUUGCUCGGAGGCUCAAGGGUCGCCACUUGCAGAUGAUAGCCAUCGGAGGUUCCAUUGGUACCGGUUUAUUUGUCGGCUCUGGUCAGGCACUAGCAAAUGGUGGUCCAGCGGCGCUCGUCAUAUGCUACUGUCUCGUCGGUAUCAUGCUCUACACCACCGUCCACGCACUGGGUGAAAUGGCCGUCCUCUUUCCGGUUGCUGGUUCCUUUUCCGCAUACUCGACACGCUUCCUGGAUCCCGCUUGGGGCUUUGCCAUGGGUUGGAACUACGCUCUGCAAUGGCUUGUUGUGCUCCCGCUCGAGAUUGUCGCUGCCACCUUCACUAUUGAGUAUUGGAACGGCGAUGCGGUCAACAACAAUGCGUGGGUCGCCAUCUUCUUGGUCCUGAUUGUUGUCAUUAAUCUGUUUGGUAUCAAGGGAUACGGAGAGGCCGAGUUCGUUUUUGCUAUCGUCAAAAUCACCGCAGUCAUUGGCUUCAUCAUCCUCGGAAUCAUCAUCAACAUUGGCGGCGGUCCAGACGGCGGUUACAUUGGAGGAAAGUACUGGCACGAUCCAGGACCCUUCAACAACGGCUUCAAAGGUCUCUGCAGCGUCUUCGUCAACGCCGCCUUCGCCUUUUCCGGCACUGAGCUCGUUGGUCUUGCUGCUGCUGAAACAGCCAAUCCACGCAAGUCGCUUCCCACGGCCGUCAAGCAAGUCUUUUGGCGAAUCUCCCUCUUCUACAUUGUCUCGCUCACUGUCGUCGGUCUGCUCGUGCCAUACAACAACCCACGCCUCCUCCAGGACAAGAAUAAUGUCGACGCCGUAGCCUCUCCAUUCGUCAUUGCCAUUCAGAAUGCCGGCAUCGAAGGCUUGCCCUCCGUCUUCAACGCCGUCAUCAUGAUUGCUGUCCUCUCCGUCGGCAACUCGUCCAUCUAUGGUUCCUCACGCACACUCGCAGCGCUGGCCGAACAGAACCAAGCCCCCAGAAUCUUCGCGUACAUCGACCGCCAAGGCCGCCCUCUCGUCUCCAUCGCCUUCGCCUCUUCCCUCGGCCUCCUUGCCUUCCUCGCCGGAGCAGAGCGCCGCCUCCAAGAUGCAGCCUUCAACUGGCUCCUCGCCCUAUCCGCUCUCUCCGCCGUCUUCACAUGGGCCUCCAUCUGCCUCGCACACAUCCGCUUCCGCCAGGGCUGGAAAGUCCAAGGCCACAGCCUCAGCGAACUCGCCUUCCGCUCGCAACCCGGCCUCAUCGGCUCCUACAUCGGCUUCGGCCUCAACAUCCUCGUCCUUGUCGCCCAAUUCUACGUCUCCGUCGCUCCAAUCGACAUGGCCGUUCUAUCUACCUCUCAGCGCCUCCAACGCUUCUUCAGCGUCUAUCUCGCUCUUCCCGUCACACUGGCUUUUUACUUUCCCUACAAGUUCUGGUUCCGUACUUCGGUCGUUCGCUCACACAAUAUGGAUCUCGUGACGGGUAUCAGGGAACUCAACAUCCAGGCUCUGAUCGAGGAAGAGCGUGAAGAAAAGAAGAAGUGGCCUAGGUGGAAGAAGGUCUACAAGUUCUUUUGUUGAUAGAUGUAAUACCCCCCCGACGCAUUUUCUUUUUUCUUCGCCGUCUUUUCUUUUGCACAACCGUCUUCUCCUUUUUUCCCAGCGUUUAGCGACAUGGCGCCUUACAUUUACUUACACCCACUUCUCCUUCCUUCUUGUGUUUUGCGGUGCUCCUCUGUGGUACCAGGCGGCAUGUCGCCCUUCCCAUUCGGGCAUUUGCGCAGCCUUGCGAACCUCCCUUUUUUACUCCUCUUCCUCCUAUUCUUCUCAAGUACGCUUUCACUUAGAUAUAGGGGUCCUAUAUAGUAAUACGUAACUCUACCAUAUCAAGCCGCGUCACAAACGGCAAAAACACUGC
Bipolaris sorokiniana ND90Pr is the source of this 2332-nucleotide messenger RNA. RefSeq lists its product as uncharacterized. Gene Ontology annotation, molecular function: amino acid transmembrane transporter activity. The record is from RefSeq and is a predicted model, not a curated record. NCBI's taxonomy places the organism in Eukaryota, Fungi, Ascomycota, Dothideomycetes, Pleosporales, Pleosporaceae. Gene Ontology annotation, cellular component: membrane. The coding region runs from base 214 to 1995 and encodes 593 amino acids. Gene Ontology annotation, biological process: amino acid transmembrane transport. The transcript has 2 exons.